Molecule: messenger RNA, 660 nt
Organism: Cryptosporidium ubiquitum
Lineage: Eukaryota; Apicomplexa; Conoidasida; Eucoccidiorida; Cryptosporidiidae
Product: ER lumen protein retaining receptor
Exons: 1
Coding region: 1-660 (219 amino acids)
Biological process (GO): endoplasmic reticulum to Golgi vesicle-mediated transport; protein retention in ER lumen
Cellular component (GO): cis-Golgi network; endoplasmic reticulum; membrane
Molecular function (GO): ER lumen protein retrieval receptor activity
Source: RefSeq, a predicted model, not a curated record
AUGAAUGGGUUCAGACUAUGUGGUGAUAUGCUCCACCUUUUGAGUAUUUUUCUUCUUUUAAAAAAGUUGAGGAAGAGUAAGAGUUGCUUGGGGAUUUCAUGUAAGAUGCAAGAGAUCUAUUUGAUAGUAUUUUGCAGUAGAUAUAUUGAUUUGCUUUGGAGUUUUGUUUCAGUAUACAAUACAUUAAUGAAGGUUAUAUUUAUUGCAAGUACUAGUUACUGUAUCUAUUUGAUGAGGUACCAAAUACCAAUUAGUAGAACUUAUGAUUCUAAUGCAGAUAGUUUCCCAUAUCACAAGUACCUGAUUUUACCAGCUUUAAUUUUAGGAUUUAUUACUUCUGAAAGAUGGAUAUUUUCCGAGAUACUAUGGAGCUUUUCAAUUUGGCUAGAAUCUGUAGCAAUUUUACCUCAAUUGAUCCUUUUACAACAGUUAAGAGAAGUUGAGAAUUUAACAUCAAAUUACGUCGUAACAAUGGGAUUAUAUAGAUUGUUUUAUAUUUUUAACUGGAUUUACCGUUUUUAUGCUCAACAUUAUGUAAAUUGGGUUGGCUGGAUUGGGGGGCUUAUCCAAACAGCUAUUUAUGUAGACUUCUUUUAUUACUAUGCAAUGAGUAAAUGGUAUGGCCAAAAGUUAAUACUUCCUUAUUCUAUCGAAAUAUAG